Xenopus laevis (African clawed frog) is the source of this 4851-nucleotide messenger RNA. RefSeq names its product traf2 and NCK-interacting protein kinase-like. The coding region runs from base 2100 to 2822 and encodes 240 amino acids. NCBI's taxonomy places the organism in Eukaryota, Metazoa, Chordata, Amphibia, Anura, Pipidae. The record is from RefSeq and is a predicted model, not a curated record. The transcript is spliced from 8 exons.
UCACUCUCUACAUUACACAACUCUCAGCAGCCUCAUCAGAGCUUCAACAUUAGUUGUUGCUGAAAUCUAAAUUCUAGAGAUGAUAAAAUAAAACUGUGAGGUUUCUUUUCAUCAGCAGGGACUGGGCACCAUGUUAUAAUAGAUAAAAGGAUGGGGCCAAGUACAAUUUGAUUCAACUUUCCCUUCAAAGCUGUCCCUUCAAAGCUGUUAUUGCUGCAAUGUUAUUGCUGUCAAGGUGUGAAUACUGAUAUAAGGCAGUGUAUGCUGAUAUGUACAGCAGAGAGUGCCGGUACACGUGAGCUCACAAUCUCUUCUUUCUUUUCCUCUACCGUAAAGUGAAAUUCUGAGCGACGAAUCGAUUUCGGAGCGAUUUCGGAGUGAUUUUCUAAUCGACUUUUCAACUCGACAUUUAAACUUCGACUUUUCUAAUCGAGUUUUUCAAAGCGAUAUUCAGUGAAUUUUUCCACCUUUUUUUGACGUCUGUUAUAAAUAACAUCUUUCAUUGACGUCUGCUGGUAUCGCUUUUUUAUUCUCAACUGCUCUUUUAAGAGCACAAAUACCGGGGGCGUAAUGCCAUUCUGGGCCCCCCAGCGGAAGGUAAGGCAGCCGAUACCAUUUUAUUUUAAUUAAGGGUUUAAGUAUACAAUGUUAAGUAAAGUAUACAAUGUUAAGCCAUUCAGUAACACAGAGCAGGCCAUAUGCAGCUCUAUAAAGGGUCCAUAUUGGGGGCAGCUUAUUACAGAAUCAGACUGUAAACUUGAAAUCUGUACCCAGCUGUAUUAUAAGGGAAUUACAUGUCACUAGAAAUGAAUAAUAGUUUGGUUCUUAUCCAGGGGUUUAACUAUAGAGGAAGGAGACCCUGUGACUGAUGGCCCAGAGGUUUAGGGGGACAGUGGUUUCAGGGGGGCAGAGGUUUAGGGGGCAUGGUGGGGUAUUAAUCAAUAAAUGGGUUCAUGAAAAUGCCUGAGUGUGCCCUAAAAUGAUUGUGCUAUGAGGCUCAGUAACAUCUAAUUGCAUCACUGUCCUGUAUAGUUUACUGAGUAAUUACUUUGGGGAAAGGGUAUCUGUCACACUGGGAAGUACCAUUUAGUACUAUAUAAUGUCCCUUUACACUAAUGAUCUCUUUUUUUCCCUCAGCAACAAGCGGAAUGCGGGUCCCUCUCCGAGACUUAUAAGGUGAGUAGAAAAGAGGGUAAAAUACAUGACUCAGUAACUGUAGGGGCUGCCUGAGCAUGGAAUCUGGCAGUAGGUUUGGCGAUGCCCCCGCCCAGUUGUAAAAUUCUCCCACUUGGCAGUUGCCUCUCUAUUUCAAGUACCUUAUUGCCAAUCCUCCCCUCUUCCUCUGUCUGUCCCCCCAGGUAAGUGAUAACAUUUUUUUGUGACCCUGUGGCAUAUUAUGUUAUCAAUAAAAUUCCUCUUUUAUUCUAUUCUAUUUUCCAGCCUCCUGAUGGUCGGCUGACCAAGGACGUGCUUCUCGGAGUGGGUGGAACUGGAGACGUGUAUAAGGUAAGGGAAAAACCAAUCACUAAAUGGCAGAGGGAACUGGAAGCAACUUCAAAGUACUAGUGGCAUGUUGUGGUCCCCGAAUAGAAUAGACAGUAAACUCCGUUUGUUCCCAAAAUGAAUUUUGAUAUUUGCAGCUAAUAUUGAAUGUCAGUUAAACCUUUUCUAUCUGUGUUACAGGGUCGCCACCAUCGCAAAGGAGUGGUGGCUGUGAAGAUAGCCAACAUCAGCAGGGUAAUGUAUUUUUAUAGUUCCAUUCUCCACAUCAUUCCUAUUUGUGUGGUCGACUAUGUGAGCUAAAGAGUUUCCCCUUAUCCCACUCCAGGAUGAAGAGUCUGUUUCCCGGGAAGUUAAUUUUCUCCGGAAGUUCAGCGGCCACAAGAACGUCGCCGCUUUCCAUGGAGCCUAUUAUAGUGCUCCACUUAAUGAGUGCUCAUCGGAGCUGCUUGAGGUAAGAAAUUAUUUGCUGUAUCACGUUUAUCCCUCUUGUGCCAAAGGGAUCUCCAUUAAAGGUAAUAGAAGGCCUUAAAUAAUUUAUUUCUAUUUUUCUACUGCAGGUUGUCCUUGAAUACUGUGGGGGCGGCUCCAUAUAUGACAUGAUUAAUACCACCAAAGGCCAAUCCCUGAGAGAGACCUGGAUUGGAUAUGUAUGCAAAGAAGUGUUAAAGGCACUCAAGCACAUCCACAAGAACAGGGCCGUGCACCGAGACAUCAAGAGCCCGAACAUAAUGCUUACAGAGAAAGGGAAGGUGAAGCUGAUCGAUUUUGGACUCUGCUGGGACCUGGACCCACAGACUGGAAAGUGCUAUGAGAGUGAAGGCACUGCGCACUGGAUGGCACCCGAGGCCAUAAGGAGGAGAGGCAAACCAGUGGCGUAUGACACCAAAUGUGACAUCUGGUCGAUGGGGAUUACCGCCAUCGAAAUGGCCGAGGGAGAAACACCAUAUGCCAAUCAGUAUCCAGUGUCAGACCUCAUACUGAACAACGAUGCACCGGAGCUUCAAUCAAAGACCUGGUCACAGAAUUUUGUGUCCUUUUUGAAGUGUUGUCUAGAAAAGGAACCAUCAAAGAGGUGGAGUGCUGAAGAACUUCUGCAGCACCCGUUCUUAACUGAACUGCCCCCAAAGAAGACGAUUAGGGCUGAAAUAAAGAAACACCUUCAGGUGCCGCAGAACCAUCUGACCAAGAAAAGAUUGAAGGGAGUAGCUGUCUGGACCAUGAAGAAGCUGCAGAGUGCUUGUUCCUUCUGCACUCACCAGACAUUGCCAGAACAAAGCGUGGCUGAGCAAAUGGCACUGGAGGGCUUUCCCUCUUACUGAUCUUGUGGCGAAUAACAUCAAUGCUCAAGAUGAUUCUCCUGAAUAACAUCCAAGGAGAAAAAUCCACAGGGAAAGCACCAGUGCCAAUGACAGCUCCACCAGAACCAUCUGAACCACCCGUGUCUUGAACAUCCACUGACAGUGUCUUCACCUUCAUCCAGAGCUCCAUACUUACUGCAUCCUUUUCAGACCACCAUAUUUUCACCAGUGGUGUCUUGAGAUCCUGCAACUCCACCAAUAGUCUCACUUAAAGGACCACAUCACCACCAGUGGUACCUUACUUUCCAUCUAAUGGCUCCAUCAGCCUUUUCUCUCCCUUCUAGUGCACCUUUACCACCAGACUGUCAAUCUUUUUACAGGUCCACUUGCCACACAAGGCACUUUUUCAAGAACCACAGCUCCACUUGUGAUGCCAAAGUUUCCAUCUACAAUAGUUCCAAUAACAGCCUCUUCUCCUUAUUCUUCUGCACGUCUACCAGCACAUUCUACCAUCUGCUGCACCUUCAACAUCUGCAGCUCAUCAUUAUGCUCAUUAUUAUGCAGCAUCAGCAUUAUUCUGGUGUGUUCUCUUCAUAUUACUGAAGACUAUCACAUUUCCACCAGAGGUGUCUUUAGAUCAUGCGACUCCACCAGCAUUCAUACUUUCUGUAAGACUCCACUGUGUCCUCCAGCAUCAUGUCUGCCUGUGCGCAGAUGUGGGGGUGCACAUUCUUUCGCGCAUCCUUGGCACUUGCUGCCAUCUAUGUGCACUUCCAUGCACCAUAUCUGACUCUACAUCGUGUGUGCAUGUUUAAGCCUUUCCUUGAAGAAAGUAUAUUGAGCUUGGUUAUAUUUCCUCGCUCUUGUGUGAUCUUGUGUUUGCUGCUUCUGACUUCUGGAUUAUGACUCAGCCUGAUUCCUGGAUUUUCUAUUGCUUCAAAUCCACCUGCCUCUUGACCGCUGCCUGUCCCCGACCUUGAAUUAACUCAGCCUGCCUCUGUUUUUUGGCCUGUCCCUGAUUAUGCUUCAACUCUGCCUGCCUCUUGACCUUUGCCUGUCCCCGAACAUGAAUGAACGCAGCCUACCUCCGUCUUUCGGCCUGUCCCUGAUUAUGCUUGAACUCUGCCUAAACCUCAGCUUGACUUCCGGAAAUGUCUUUCUUCCUUGCUUUCCACUACCAUCUGUAUUUACACUAUCACAGCUCCAACAGUGGUGUCCACAUUUGUCACAGCUCCACCAGUUAGAUUUUGCCUUUAUGGUCCACAGCUCCAGCAGUUGUGCCUUAUUUUGUAACAACCAUUCUUCUUAUCAUGCAUCUUUGGAUCCACAACCAGACUCUCUUUCUUAUUCUGCUGCAACUCUACCACCAUGCUAAUAUACUUCCAGCAUUUGCAUCUCCAUUAGAAUUACAUAUUAAACCUGCCAUAGUUAAAACACACUCACAUACCCCUCCACUUCCUCCUACUGAAAUCAUAUGUCUUACAGUCCUGUAUAUAAUAUCUACAGCGGUGCAUCCUCAGCAAAUGGUCUUUCUCUAUACAAACCAAUCCAUCUGCACCACCAGCCAUCUUUCUUCUUCUUAUUUUCCACUUCAACAAUAUUUCAUCGUAACUUUACGUUGUCUUCAAACCACCUCACAGAGCCAACCACUAAAACGAAGGCCCCUUAAAAUAGUAGUUUCUUACACUUCCCAUUGCUUCACCAGUGGUGCUUUUUUACUUCAUUUAUUUAACUCCAACUCACAUUUUCAAAUCCCUGUAUGCACUCUUAUUUUUUUCUAUUUUUCAUAUCAUCAUACACACACACCCCUCCACAUACUGCACCCUCUCUAGUUCAUAUUUUAAUUCAUAGCCCCCAUCUGUACCUCAAGUGGUGUGGCUUCACUAUAUUGUCUUCUACUCCAACAAUUCCUUCAAACUGACAUUUUGUUUUCAAGCAGCAUCAUCACAUCACCAUAGCAGAAGAUCCUCUUCAGAUCCCCCUCCACAAUCCCUUAGGGCAGAGACACACGUUAAGAUUCGGGGAGAUUAGUCGCCCGGCAACAAAUCGC